Molecule: messenger RNA, 4142 nt
Organism: Amphiprion ocellaris (clown anemonefish)
Lineage: Eukaryota; Metazoa; Chordata; Actinopteri; Pomacentridae
Gene: tbk1
Product: TANK-binding kinase 1
Exons: 21
Coding region: 129-2300 (723 amino acids)
Biological process (GO): peptidyl-serine phosphorylation
Cellular component (GO): cytoplasm
Molecular function (GO): protein serine/threonine kinase activity; ATP binding
Source: RefSeq, a predicted model, not a curated record
UUCUGAGUAUUACGGUAGCCCACCCCUACAGCCCUCUGCUCUCUGAUUGGACAGCGGCCGUCACGUGAUCCGGGCACCGCGGAAGAGGAGCUGGGCCGCAGAGAGACGGACCACCUUCAGCCUCCAGGAUGCAGAGCACCACUAACUACCUGUGGCUGAUCUCAGACCUGCUGGGUCAGGGAGCGACGGCCAACGUUUACCGUGGACGACACAAGAAAACAGGAGAUCUGUACGCAGUCAAGGUGUUCAACAACCUGAGCUUCCUGCGGCCGCUGGACGUCCAGAUGAGGGAGUUCGAGGUCCUGAAGAAGCUCAACCACAAGAACAUUGUGAAGCUGUUCGCUGUGGAGGAGGAGUCCAACACCCGUCAUAAGGUACUGGUCAUGGAGUACUGUCCCUGUGGGAGUCUCUACACUGUCCUGGAGGAGUCGUCCAACGCUUACGGACUCCCAGAAGACGAAUUCCUCAUCGUUCUCCAUGACGUUGUGGCAGGUAUGAACCACCUGAGAGAGUACGGCAUCGUCCACCGAGACAUCAAACCAGGAAACAUCAUGAGGGUGAUCGGAGAAGACGGACGCUCCAUCUACAAACUCACCGACUUCGGAGCCGCCAGGGAGCUGGAGGACGACGAGCAGUUCGUCUCUCUGUACGGAACUGAGGAGUACCUGCACCCUGACAUGUAUGAGCGAGCCGUGUUGAGGAAGGACCACCAGAAGAAGUAUGGAGCCACGGUGGACCUGUGGAGCAUCGGGGUGACCUUCUACCACGCUGCCACCGGCAGCCUCCCCUUCAGACCGUUUGAAGGACCGCGCAGGAACAAGGAAGUCAUGUAUAAAAUCAUCACAGAGAAACCAUCGGGGACCAUUUCAGGACUCCAGAAGUGUGAGAACGGAAAGAUCGAGUGGAGCACCGAGAUGCCCGUUUCCUGCAGCCUGUCCAAGGGUCUGCAGAGCCUCCUGACUCCCGUCCUCGCCAACAUCCUGGAGGCCGACCAGGAGAAAUGUUGGGGCUUCGAUCAGUUCUUCGCAGAGACCAACGACAUCCUGCACCGGACCGUGGUCUACGUGUUCAGCCUGCAGCAGGCAACGCUUCAUCACGUGUACAUCCACGAGUACAACACGGCAGCACUGUUCCAGGAACUGCUCUGCCGUCGGUCCAGUAUCCCUCUCCACAACCAGGAGCUGCUCUAUGAAGGCCGCCGUCUGGUCCUGGACCCAAACCGCCAAGCCAAGACCUUCCCCAAGACCUCCAGAGACAACCCCAUCAUGCUGGUCAGCAGAGAGUCGGUCGCCACCGUUGGACUCAUCUUCGAAGAUCCCAGUCCUCCUAAAGUCCAGCCUCGCUACGACCUGGACCUGGACGCCAGCUACGCCAAGACGUUUGCCGGUGACGUCGGUCAUUUGUGGAAGACUUCUGAGUCUCUGCUGGUUUAUCAGGAGCUGGUGAGGAAAGGAGUUCGAGGUUUGAUUGAGCUGAUGAAGGAGGACUACAGCGAGAUUCUGCACAAGAAGUCGGAGGUUUUCCAUCUGUGUAACUACUGCACCCAGAUGUUGGAGAAAACCGAGCAGCUGUUCGAGGUGUUGAUGCAGGCCAACAUGCUGUCUUCAGAAUACGACGAGAUCUCAGACAUGCAUAAGAAAGUCCUCAGAAUUUCUGGCUCCAUGGAGCCGAUUGAACGAAACGCUCAGGAGAUCAAGACUAAGUUCCUUCCUGGAGGUUUGCUGACGGACAUCUGGACGCAGCAGGUUGGGACGCACCCCGAGGACAGGAACGUGGAGAAAAUCAAAGUUCUGCUGGACGCCAUCACCGCCAUCUACCAACAGUUCAAGAAGGACAAAGCAGAGAGACGUCUUCCCUACAAUGAGGAGCAGAUCCACAAGUUUGAUAAACAGAAGCUGGUUCUUCACGCCAGUAAAGCUCGCUCUCUGUUCACUGAGGAAUGUGCCAUGAAGUACCGGCUCUUCAUCUCCAAGAGCGAGGAGUGGAUGAGGAAAGUUCAUCACGUCAGGAAGCAGCUGAUCAGCCUGUCGGGUCAGCUGAUCAGCACGGAGAAGGAGGUGACCAUGCUGCUGGAGAGGGCCGGCAAGCUUCAGGAGCAGCUUCCUCAGAAGGUUCUUCCUCUGGUCUCCAGCGGUAUGAAGCCUCAGGCCUACCUGAGCCAGAACACUCUGGUGGAGAUGACUCUGGGGAUGAAGAAGCUGAAGGAGGAGAUGGAGGGAGUGGUGAAGGAGCUGGCAGAGAACAACCACUUCUUAGAGAGGUUCGGGACUCUGACGCUGGACGGAGCUCUGAGAGGCUGAAGACUCGCUGCUGUUUGUACAGAUUCAUCCUGUUCUUUGUAAAUAACGCCCACCUGAAGCUUUUCUACGACAGAUUCUGCUUCCAGAACGUCGAAAUGUUUCAGCCGAGGAUCAACGAGGUCCUGAAGUUCACCUGAAGACACAAAACACAUAAAACACACCUUUAUCUGAACCAUAGAGCCUCGGAUCCCCCCCAGAUCACCCUCAGAUCACCCACAGAUCACCCUCAGAUCACCCCCAAAUCACCCCAGAUCACCCCCAGAUCACCCCCAGAUCACCCUCAGAUCACCCUCAGAUCACCCCCAGAUAACCCCCAGAUCACCCUCAGAUCACCCUCAGAUCACCCCCAGAUCACCCCCAGAUCACCCCCAGAUCACCCCAGAUCACCCCCAGAUCACCCCCAGAUCACCCCAAAUCACCCCUAAACCUGAAGAAGACAUUGGAGAGAAGAGUAUUUAGUUUGGACUCUGUAUGGAUUAUUAAUAUUUAUUUACUGCUGCUGAUUAUUAAAUUUAGGGGAUUGUUUUUCAUUUUUACUCAGAUUUGGAACAAAUUUCUGCCACAUUUUUUGAUUAAAACACGUCAAGAAACUUUAAUGACUUCAAAACUCUUUAAAAUUUAAAAAACAGUUAAAGUUUCUGUUUGUUUUUCAGAAAAAUAUUUUAGUUCAAUAUCAUGUAGAAAGUUUUUUUUUUUACCAUAAUAUUUUUAAAGAGUUAAACUUCUUUAAAAUUGACCAAAGGCUUUACAAAAUGUAAAUUACAGCAAGUUCUGGUGAUAUUUAGUCAGUUUUAAAGUGUUUUUACUCUUUAAAAUCUCUUUACAUCCUGAAGAUAAUCUAUUUAAAAUGCCUUAAUUCAAUAAACACAUCCCAUACUUCAAUAAAUACAUCCCAUAAUUUAAUAAAUCCAUCUCAUAAUUCAAUAAAUCCAUCCUAUAAUUCAAUAAAUCCAUCCCGUAAUUCAAUAAAUCCAUCCCAUAAUUCAAUAAAUCCAUCCCCUAAAUCAAUAAAUACAUCCCAUAAUUCAAUAAAUACAUCCCGUAAUUCAAUAAAUACAUCCUAUAAUUCAAUAAAUCCAUCCCAUAAUUCAAUCAGCAGCUGAAGUUUUGACAAAUCCAAACAUUUUGAGCUCCAGAUUCUGAGUUUGACAUCAUUAAAUAUUAAAUAAUAUCUUAAACAUAUUGUUGACAUAUUGCAGCUCAUUAAAGUUUGUUUUUUUCUAUAAAUAUUUGAACCCAGAGUCUCUGCUCAGUGCUAAAUGUUUACAGUUAAAGAUAAAAUCGAUUUCCUGUAAAUUAAAGAUGUUUUUGAAUGGUUGAAAUCUUUCUGGCUGCUGAUUCAGAUGAAGAUGUUCUCUGAGUUUUGGAGAAAAUUGAGAUUCAUGAGUGGAUUUAAGGUUUUAUUUUAAAGCUUUUCAUAGCAUUUUCCAUUUAUUCAAGGUUUUAUUGUGUUUUUCUGCCUCAUUAAAGUUAAUUAAAGGUUCAAACUCCUUAAAAUUACUAAACAUUAUUCAGUGAAAAUCAGCUUUAAGGAGUUAAAUCCUCAAAUGUUCACUUUAGUUGAAAAGUUAUUUGGUUUAUUUUAUGGAUUUUUUUUUACCUUUAAACUGCAGAAAAAACACAAAGAAUAAUUAAUGAACCCUUAAAGGUAAGAAAUAAAGAGGAACCGCCUGAUUCUGUUUAUGUUUAUUUAUAUUGUUUAUUGGCGAUCAAUAACUGAUAUCAGUUUGUCCCCAGCAGAAUUAUUCACCGUUAAAGAUGUUUCUUCAUGUUGACUCAGAAUGCCUCAUGAUGUGAAAAACAACAAAAACAUGUAAAUAAAUAAAAUCUGAUCAGAUAAAA